GACGGCACAGCUUUGAGACUCAUCCAAUAUGAAGUUCUCUGCCCUAGCCAUCAUCGUCACUGCCGCGGCCGGUGUCACCGCCGCCCCAGUGGAAUCAGGCCCGUUAGCCAACCUCCAAGCCCGCGCCUCGGACGCCAUUGGCACUUUCGCCCACUACAUCCGCCGCGAGCAGGCCCACGCGGCCGCCGUGCCCGAGGUGAAGCGGUCCCCGAUCCGAUUCCACAGCGGCCUCGGCCACGAGAACGCCGUUGAGCGGCGCGACGAAAACCCGCCGCCGCCGCCCCUGAACCCGUUCAGCACGCCGUCCCGGGACGAGAAGCGGUCACCGGACCUAACGGAGAGGAGCCCGGCCCAGAAGUCCGUGCCGCCCCUAAACCCAUUCGCGACGGGCAAGAAAGCUUCCCGGGUCUAGAUCUCCCAUCCCCUGGUGCCGUCUCGACGACGACCUGAUAGAGGACCGCCCUUCUCUCCCCUGGUGGGGGGGUUUUUCGACAAAGGACGGUCCCACGUUCUUAGCCCCCCGUUUGGAUCGGACUGGAAUCCGCUGGCAAGGUCUCAGGGUUUCGAAACGUAAGCUGGGCUUUCAUCUUGAUGAUAAACUUUCGGGGUUUUAUAACCCGAGAGGACUUUCUUGUUGUCGUUUGUG
Molecule: messenger RNA, 646 nt
Organism: Colletotrichum navitas
Lineage: Eukaryota; Fungi; Ascomycota; Sordariomycetes; Glomerellales; Glomerellaceae
Exons: 2
Coding region: 29-412 (127 amino acids)
Source: RefSeq, a predicted model, not a curated record